CAGCAACAAACAUUUCUCUAGACCAAAAACUAGCUCCUACCCGGUUUUCGCCCUGUGAUACAGGCCCCCUACCUCCUCUCCCUGCCCAUAUCAUCCUACCCCUUUUACACAAUGGGAGUCGUCGAGGACAUCCCCGUGCCCACCUUCACGGUGCUGGAGGAUGCCGUCCCCAAGGACAAGUCCCUCCAGGCCUUCAUGGUGUCCAAGACGAGGGGGUUCCUCCCCCGCAUGGACCCCAUCGUGGCCCUGCCCAAGGAGUUCGACGUCCUCGAGUCCGUCCUCAGCCGCAUGCCCGUCAAGACGCUCUCGGGCGAGCCCGGCCUGCUGGCCGACGGCAGGCUCGGCGACGUCGUCAAGCAGGAGCUCCCCGACUUGACGGACAAGAUGGAGCUGUACAAGGAUGACCUGCCCCUGAUGAACGCCCUCUACCGCGACUACUCCUUCCUGGCGUCCGCAUAUCUCCUCGAGCCCUGUCACCAGCGCUUCCUCAAGGGGGAGGGGUACGGCCUGGGCCGGAACGUGCUGCCGGCCAACAUUGCAAGGCCGAUUGCCCGUUGUGCUGAGAUUUGCGGAUUCAAGCCAUUCAUGGAGUAUGCCGGAUCGUACGCUCUCUUCAACUACCGCCUUCAAGACCCCUCCAAGGGCCUGGAGUACGACAACCUCCGGCUCAUCAGGGCGUUCGAGCACGGCCUGGACCCGACCUCGUCCGAGGCCGGCUUCGUGCUGGUGCACAUCGACAUGGUCCGGAACUCGGGCCCGCUGGUAGCGGGCACCAUGGCGGCGCUCGACGCGUGCUCCCCCGACGGCACGGCCACUGUGGCGCAGCGGCGGGCGGGCUUCAACGCCGGCAUGGGCCAGGUGCUCGCGGCGCUCAAGAAGAUCAACAGCGUCAUGGAGACCAUGUGGCAAAAGUCCAAGCCGGGCAGCUACACGUCGUUCCGGACCUUCAUCUUCGGCAUCACCUCGCAGGACAUGUUCCCGGACGGGGUCGUGUACGAGGGCGUCAGCAACGGCGAGGCCUGGAACUUCCGGGGCGAGUCGGGCGCAAACGACAGCAUGGUCCCGCUCAUGGACAACCUGCUGCAGAUCCCCAUGCCCGACACGCCCCUGACCGAGGUCCUCAAGGACUUUAGGCAGUACCGGCCCAGCAACCACCGCCAGUUCCUGCAGUACGUCAAGGAGCGGUCCGCGGCCGAGCGCCUGCGCGAGUACGCCCUCGGCCUGGCCAAGGACGCCGCGCAAGAGGAGGAUGCCGAGGCGGUUCUCGAGUCGUGCCGGCUCUGGAUCCAGGCGCUCAACCAGGUGCGCGACUUCCGCUGGAGGCACUGGUGCUUCGGCAAGGAGUACAUCCUGCGCCAGACCACCUACAACCGCGCCACUGGCGGCAGCCUGGUCGCCACCUGGCUACCCAACCAGCUCAGCGCCGUCCUCGCGGAGAUGCACGCCGUGCACGACGUCGCCAAGGCUCGCGGGGGCGACCUGGGCGAGGUGUGCGCCGACAUCAUGGACCUUGCGGGCCGCCAGAAGGCGACGCUGGCCAAGGAGGUGAGCAAAUACUGCGAGGAGCGUGGGGUGCCGAUGAACACUGCGUAGGACACUGGUAGAGAGAUACUGUAUAAAAAUGAACCCUUUUCGUUGGUCACAGAGAUAUUGAUGAAUCCAAGUGGGUGUUGAAAAGCAACUUGCGUUCGAUGUUAGCGGACCGACGACCAAUAGCGGC
Molecule: messenger RNA, 1720 nt
Organism: Gaeumannomyces tritici R3-111a-1
Lineage: Eukaryota; Fungi; Ascomycota; Sordariomycetes; Magnaporthales; Magnaporthaceae
Product: indoleamine 2,3-dioxygenase
Exons: 2
Coding region: 112-1593 (493 amino acids)
Molecular function (GO): metal ion binding; heme binding
Source: RefSeq, a predicted model, not a curated record